Molecule: messenger RNA, 892 nt
Organism: Theileria equi strain WA
Lineage: Eukaryota; Apicomplexa; Aconoidasida; Piroplasmida; Theileriidae
Exons: 1
Coding region: 158-832 (224 amino acids)
Biological process (GO): generation of catalytic spliceosome for second transesterification step; mRNA 3'-splice site recognition
Cellular component (GO): catalytic step 2 spliceosome; post-spliceosomal complex; post-mRNA release spliceosomal complex
Source: RefSeq, a predicted model, not a curated record
GGCCCAAUUUUUUACAUUUGGAGAAAAUUCCACGCCAUUCACAGAAAAUUCUCCGCAGGUACGACGGAAGGUCAGAGUCUUACCGAGGGCCGAGCUCAGCCGUCGAUCGAUUAUUUCUGGCUGCUAAAUUCACAGAACAGGGACAGACCAGGGCACAAUGGCGAGAAACUCGGAAAAGGCCAAUGCCAUGCUCAACAAAUGGCUGAGGAUAAAGAGCGGCCUCGAACUCCAGGAGAAGAACGUAUCACGUCGUCCGAGGCACACAUCGGAAGUUGAGGAUUUAAAAGAGGCUCAGCACUGGAGGAACCUCAUAGUAAAGGACAUUAUGCUCUCGAUAUCGAGGAUACAAAACGCCAGUCUUGGAGAACACGCAAUCAGAGACUUAAACGACGAAAUCAACCGUCUGAUCGGCCUGAGGAAGCGCUGGGACGAGAGGAUAAUAGAGCUGGGCGGACCAGACUACAGGCCACUCUCAGCCUCCAUUGAAAAUGCGCACGGAGCGGAGCUCAAGGUCGGAGGAAGCGGUUACAAGUACUUUGGAGCCGCCAGGAACCUACCAGGCGUCAGAGAACUUUUCGAAAAGGAAGAGCAGACCGUCGACACAAGAGAUCAUCUGCAGUUUCAGACCAGAGCAGAACUUUACAGAAUGAUUAAUCCAGAUUAUUAUGGAUUUAGAGAUGAAGAUGAUGGACAACUACUCAAAGCGGAGCAGGAGAAGGAGCUGGAAAUACAUGCACGGGAAUCCGCCAAGUACCCAAAUUUUCAAGAGGAAGAAUUUGAAAGAUUAAAGUGGUUCGCUCAGGCAGAGAGUACAAGCUGUGAAAAUCUUUAAUACACAAGAGUAUGAACGCAUUUUUGAAUGUAGUGAGUCCAGGUAGGAUUGUCAGUGUUU